UGUGCUGUGACACAGGACAAUUUGAAUAGGGGCGAGCUUCCUCACCUGUCUCACCUUACCUCUUCAAACAAACGGCUCCGUUUGAAACUCUACCCCAACCGAAUUCACCGAAUUCCACCAGGAAACCAACCGCAAAUGAUAGAAAAGAAAAGGUGGUCUAAACAAAGUAUUUGUUAGGCCUAUCUCCAAGCCAAUUUAGAGACAUGGAGCCGACGUACCGCGGUCUAGGGCGCUGUUCCUGCGCCUUUUGGUUGGCAGUGUCCUUCGACAUAUUCGGGCUGCUUGUUCUUUUGAUCGGUGUUUUUGCGGACAUAUUCUUCUAUGACUUUUUAAUCUACGCCGGGGCCAUCAUCAUCUUCCUCAGCCUCGUCUGGUGGGUGUUCUGGUACACGGGCAACAUCGAGGUCCCCCCGGAGGAGCUGGAGGAUGACGUAGGGCUCUUGAAGAAGGAGCGGGGCAUCGCAGGUGCGGUGAGGCGGUUAUCCAGCCGUCUCUCCAACAGUGUCAGGAACUCUCUGCGGCGGAAUGGAGGCCCCCCCCGCGGGGUCGCGAGAAGGGCAGGGACCGGGCUGUCUACGACUCACAUGAGGGAUGCCCAACAGCAACCGAAGCCCCCGCCUGUCGUAUUGACGAUGGUGCCGCUUGAUGAGGACAUGCACACGGUGUCUGCAUCCGUGGACACAGGCAUACCUGUCCCGAACACAGCUACAGAGACCUCGGCCAUAUGAUGCGCAAUGCGCACAAGAGAGAGGAGGGAACCAGCAAGAAGGAGGGAAAAAACUAUCUCUGGAAGAUGGCUACCAAGAGAGAGAAGCUAAUCACGAAGAACCAUUAAGAUGGUGACAAAACCGUGACUUUUGUUGUAGUUUAAAGAUAAUCGUAUUGUGUUCCUGUUCCAUCUGGAGAAGAAGAUGUAUGGUUUUCCUUGGGAGAUUUUCAUUGAUUAUGUUGAAGUGUUUGUAUUGACCAUAAUCCCUCAAUAGAGAACUGUGUUCCAUCAAGAAACCAACUCCUGACUCGUUUAUUCCACCUU
Oncorhynchus masou masou (cherry salmon) is the source of this 1033-nucleotide messenger RNA. Its product is annotated as transmembrane protein 238-like. Bases 204 to 728 code for a protein of 174 amino acids. NCBI's taxonomy places the organism in Eukaryota, Metazoa, Chordata, Actinopteri, Salmoniformes, Salmonidae. The transcript is spliced from 2 exons. The record is from RefSeq and is a predicted model, not a curated record.